This is a messenger RNA of Hippocampus comes (tiger tail seahorse), 1131 nucleotides long. RefSeq names its product radial spoke head component 9 (gene rsph9). Gene Ontology annotation, cellular component: radial spoke; axoneme. The record is from RefSeq and is a predicted model, not a curated record. Gene Ontology annotation, biological process: cilium movement involved in cell motility; axoneme assembly; motile cilium assembly. Lineage: Eukaryota; Metazoa; Chordata; Actinopteri; Syngnathiformes; Syngnathidae. Bases 243 to 1064 code for a protein of 273 amino acids. The transcript has 5 exons.
UUGAAACGUUGCCAGGACAACCCGGAACCAACAGCCAAGUCCACACGCUCAAAAAAAAGUGACGCUAAAACCAUUACUAGUUCAGAGAAAAAUGACGCCCAAAACGAACCAUUAGCUAAUAAUUUGUGACGAGCGGGUUUACUAAAACAGUAACGACCAAACUCCCUGCCCGGAAGCGUUGUCUGGCGCUAGCUAGCGAGCUAAUAACGGUUCAGACAGUGCUAACAACAACUACAUUGACAAUGGACGCUAAUUCGUUAUCCUAUUCGUUGGAGCUGGUUGCGGGUAGCGGGUGCAUUUUGAACACGGAGCAGAGGGCGGCUCUGCAAACUUCACUGAUUAUCUUGAAGAAAAACUACAAGUUCAAUCGAGUGUUAUUCUGGGGCAAAAUACUCGGUUUAAAAGAGCACUAUUUCAUCGCUCAGGGGAGAAGGGAUGACGAGCUGAAGGACACGCAGCAUUUCUACAGCUUCAAUUGUAUCGAUUGGUUCCUGAUCCCCACGACCACAACCGAAAUGAUCGAGGACGUUUCCAAAACAGCAAAGGGCCGAUUCGAAGGCGACCCAUCAUUUGUGUACGAGUCCAGACAAGCGGAAAGACUUGAUCCUUCAGUGGAGGAGUCGACAACCAAAGUGACGGAGGAGACAAGGCUGGCGGUGACGGUUCACCACAUCAACGAAGACGCUUCUGUGGUACCGCGGGGCGCCUUCAUUAACAGCACGCACGGCGUCGUCCAGAUCAAUCGCAGCUUUGGCGGCCUCUCUAACACUCAGGCAGGGAAACUUGAAAAUUUUCUUCACUUUGCUCAGCCCAAGAACCUGAAGAAGAAGUCCCUGUUGGAGAUGGCUGAUUUGAACCCCGCUUUGGACUUUCUGGAUCCGCUGAGUGAGGACAUUCCGAAAGGAUCGUGGAGCCUUCAGUUUGAGAGUGCCAACAAAGUGUGCGUGAUUCGCAGCCUGCUGUGGUUGGGCCUGACCUUCUACCACGUACCCAUGACACCGCUGCACGGAUUCAUCUACAUCGGCUACGGGACCAAGAACUUGGACCUGCCCUUCAUGCUUUAAAAGAGAGAUGUGGUGUACCGCAGGAUAAAAUGUAUUUGUCUUACCGUUUCAUUCAAUCUGAAUGAUU